Molecule: messenger RNA, 202 nt
Organism: Racocetra persica
Lineage: Eukaryota; Fungi; Glomeromycota; Glomeromycetes; Diversisporales; Gigasporaceae
Source: the annotation of a GenBank genome assembly
UAUCUAUAAACAUAAAAUAUUAGUCUGGGAUGUUGCUCAUUUAAUGGUCAAGAACUUGUCUACAGCUCUUGCAAAUUUAAAAUUAUCAUACUCUGAAAUAAUUGCCAAAAAUACAUUCAACAAGGAAAAACUUAAAUACUCCCCAGGCAUACCUUUUACUAUAAUAUAUAAAACUAGAAAACAAAUAUUACAAGAUGAGUAG